AUGGAGAUGAAGUCGAAGGAGAAAGAGGAGGUAAAGCAAGCAGAUGAACUUGAAAACAUACUAACAAAGAAAUUUCUUAGAUUUUUGUCAAUGAGGGCAGAAGCGUUCCAGGUAUUGAGGAGAAAGCCAGUACAGGGUUAUGACAUUAGUUUUCUUAUUACCAAUUAUCACUGUGAGGAGAUGCAGAAGCACAAGCUUAUAGACUUUAUCGUGCAAUUCAUGGAGGACAUUGAUAAAGAGAUAAGCGAGUUGAAACUGUCUGUCAACACACGAGGAAGGCUCGUUGCUACAGAAUUUAUGAAACAAUUCAUCUGA
Messenger RNA from Ilex paraguariensis (yerba mate), 315 nucleotides. The record is from the annotation of a GenBank genome assembly. NCBI's taxonomy places the organism in Eukaryota, Viridiplantae, Streptophyta, Magnoliopsida, Aquifoliales, Aquifoliaceae.